This is a messenger RNA of Salvia hispanica, 1173 nucleotides long. RefSeq lists its product as uncharacterized. Lineage: Eukaryota; Viridiplantae; Streptophyta; Magnoliopsida; Lamiales; Lamiaceae. The record is from RefSeq and is a predicted model, not a curated record.
AUGGUGAUGGAGGUGGUGCAUGAAGAUUUGGGGGAAGGCAGCAUGCAAUGCACCAGCCACCCUUACAAAAACAGCACCCCGGGCGGGAUCUGCGCUUUUUGCCUUCAAGAAAAGCUCGGGAAGCUCGUCUCCUCUUCAUUACCGGUCACCAUUUUGCCUUCCUCAUCCUCUUCAUCCUCCUCCAGAUCUGAUUUCGGCGGUGGAAACGCCGCCGCCCUCCAGCCUCGCCACCUCGCCCCAUCCUCCUCCAACGCCUCCGAGAAUGCGAGCAGCGAAUGCAAUUACUACUCGAGGAGGUCGAGACUGCCCUUUGUUUUGACGCAGAAGAAGAAGACGAAGAAGAUGAAAGAUGGAGUGGCGGUGGGGGGCUCGGAUUCCGGCAGCAUUGUUUUCAAGAGAAGCAAAUCUACUGCAACUCCGAGAAGAGGUAUGCAUUUCUUGGAUGGAGGUUUCUCUGAUGAUUAUAGCCCUCAUAGAAGGGGUUUUUGGUCAUUUCUUUACAUGUCAAAGCAUUCUAGUGGUAAAAAGAGUGGGAAAAGCUUGAAAGAUUCGAACUUUACACCAGCCACAGCUAGUAGCACUGUUGGAUCAUCUUCUGUCAAUGGCAGCGGUGGUGGUAGUAAUGGGGUUAGGCCAAGGGAUAAGAAAAGGGAGGAUUUUGUGGUGGUGGAUGAGAAUGGGAGUCCUGAUCAAGCUGCAUUUGAUAGGAAAGUGUCAAGAUCCAGAUCUGUUGGCUGUGGGAACAGGAGUUUCUCAGGUGAUUUCUUUGAGAGGAUUUCGACCGGCUUUGGCGAUUGUACCCUCCGCCGUGUUGAGUCGCAGAGGGAAGGGAAGCCCAAGGUUCAAGCUGCACAUAGGAACAGUGGGAUCAAUGGCCAAGAUUGCAUCAAGGAGAGGGUUAGGUGUGGAGGGAUCUUUGGUGGAUUCAUGAUCACCUCAUCCUCCUCAUCGUCUUCGUCUUCCUCGCAUUGGAUUUCGUCCUCUGCAGAGGAUAACGGUGGGAAUUCGAAGGCGAGGCAGGUCUCCCAUGGGAGGAGCAAGAGCUGGGGCUGGGCUCUUGCAAGUCCAAUGAGGGCUUUUAGUAAGCCUUCUUCUGUCAAGAGGGAUAAUGGUAAUAAGAAUGUGACUCCUAAUUUGGCUGCAAUUCCUUCUUUACUGGCUGUGAGUGGCUGA